Molecule: messenger RNA, 1725 nt
Organism: Colletotrichum chrysophilum
Lineage: Eukaryota; Fungi; Ascomycota; Sordariomycetes; Glomerellales; Glomerellaceae
Gene: BBP1
Product: Branchpoint-bridging protein
Exons: 6
Coding region: 1-1725 (574 amino acids)
Biological process (GO): regulation of mRNA splicing, via spliceosome
Cellular component (GO): nucleus
Molecular function (GO): zinc ion binding; mRNA binding
Source: RefSeq, a predicted model, not a curated record
AUGUCGUGGAGAAACCAGGGAAUUACGGGUUCCAACAACAUCCCUCUCGGGAAGCGCCGUUUCGGUGGCGACGAUGAGGAGCCUGAAGCCUACAGCAACGGCAACGGCAAUGGCGAGCUGAAGCGCGGUCGCAGCCCAGAGCCUCGCACCGACGGCGAUGGACCUCGACGCCGAAAGAAGAGAAACCGCUGGGGCGACGCGUCGGAGAACAAGGCUGCCGGCCUGAUGGGCCUGACGACGGCCAUCACGGCGAACAUGACGGGCGAGCAGCUCGAGGCCUACACUCUGCACUUGCGUAUCACGGAGAUCAGCCAGAAGCUUCGUAUCGACGACGUCGUCCCCGCGGAUGGAGACAGAUCCCCCUCUCCGCCUCCGCAGUACGACAACCACGGUCGCCGUAUCAACACCCGCGAAUACCGAUACCGCAAGCGCCUCGAAGAUGAGCGCCACAAGCUCAUCGAGAAGGCCAUGAAAACCAUUCCUAACUACCACCCGCCGCAGGAUUACCGCAGGCCCACCAAGACCCAAGAAAAGGUCUACGUGCCUGUUAACGACUAUCCAGAGAUUAACUUCAUUGGCUUACUUAUCGGACCCCGUGGCAACACUUUGAAAAAGAUGGAAACAGAAUCAGGCGCCAAGAUUGCCAUUCGUGGCAAAGGCUCCGUCAAGGAGGGAAAGGGUCGUUCCGACGCCGCCCACGCCAGCAACCAGGAGGAGGACCUGCACUGUCUCAUCAUGGCCGACACAGAGGAGAAGGUCAACAAGGCCAAGAAGCUCAUACACAACAUCAUUGAAACGGCCGCCUCGAUUCCCGAGGGACAGAACGAGCUCAAGCGUAACCAGCUUCGUGAGCUCGCUGCUCUCAACGGUACACUCCGAGACGACGAGAACCAGGCCUGCCAGAACUGCGGUCAAAUCGGUCACCGCAAGUACGACUGCCCCGAGAGACAAAACUACACUGCCAGCAUCAUUUGCCGUGUCUGUGGCAACGCAGGACACAUGGCCAGAGAUUGUCCCGACCGCCAGAAGGGUGCCAGCUGGCGUAACGAUGGCAGCGCCCCCGGUGGCAGACCUGCCGGUCGUAUUGGAGGCGGAGAUGCCGUCGACCGCGAGUACGAGCAACUCAUGCAAGAACUCGGCGGCGGCUCCUCCAGCGGUGCCGCUCCUGCGCGCAUCGAGGCCGGCCCUGGCUCGUACAAUAACGGCCCCAGCGGCGACGCGAAGCCCUGGCAACGUGGUCCCACUGGUGGUCCUGCUCCCUGGCGCAGCCGUAACAACGACUCGCGAGACGAUCGUGACCGCGACGGUGGUGGUGGCGGCGGCGGCGGCGCUGCUCCUUGGGCUCGUGACCGUGGCAGCCGCCGUGAUGAACACGGUGGAAACGGCGGCGACAGCUACUACGGCCAGGGCUACGGUGGCCAGUCCUCUGGUGCCGCUCCCGGUGCCGCCCCUUGGCAUCAACCUCCUGGAACGCAGAACAACGGCUAUGGUGGUGGCUACGGCGGCUACGCUGGAUACGGUGCCCCUCCUGGCAUGAGUGCUCCCGCGGGUAUCCCGCCUCCUCCCCCCGGCGCUCCCGGUCUCGGUGCUCCUCCUGGUCUGGCCGGUGGUCUGAACGCGCUCAUUCAGCAGUAUGCCGGUGGUGCCCCCCCUCCACCUCCCUCCGACAAUGCUCCUCCUCCGCCCCCAAGCGACCAACCUCCCCCGCCUCCCCCGGGUGCUUGA